UCUUUCUUUUCUUCUCUUCCUCCAAAAAAAAAACCCUUUCUGCUGCCUCAACCAGCAAUCCUUUUUUUCUUCUUAUCCCUCUUCUACAUUCUUCCCUUUUUCUUUCGAAAAUUGUCGAAGAAAAAAUAUUAAAAAAAACCCGGAAAAUCUAGAAAAAGACAUCGCCCCGGUUUCUAUACUUUGAGGCGACUAUUUUCCCAACUUCUUCGGACUGUGCGCUCAAAAGAAAUAAAACUUAAAAAUCAUCAAAAUGUCUGCCGACGCCUCUACCACCCCCGCUGUUGACAGCAAUGUCACCAGCACCCCCGAGACCAGCACCACUCCUGCUGCUCCUGCUCCUGAGGUCACUGCUGUUGAGAGCACCACUGCUCCCAACGCUUCCCAGCCCCACUCUGCCUCUCUCUAUGUCGGUGAACUCGACCCCUCUGUGACUGAGGCCAUGCUCUAUGAGCUUUUCUCUUCCAUCGGCCAGGUUGCCUCCAUCCGUGUCUGCCGUGACGCUGUUACCAGACGCUCUCUGGGAUAUGCCUAUGUCAACUACAACAACACUGCCGACGGUGAGCGCGCUCUUGAAGAUCUGAACUACACCCUGAUCAAGGGCAAGCCCUGCCGUAUCAUGUGGUCUCAGCGUGACCCCGCUCUGCGCAAGACUGGCCAGGGCAACGUUUUCAUCAAGAACCUGGAUAGCGCCAUCGACAACAAGGCUCUUCACGACACCUUUGCUGCCUUCGGUAACAUCCUCAGUUGCAAGGUCGCCCAGGAUGAGUUCGGCAACUCUAAGGGAUACGGGUUCGUCCACUACGAGACUGCUGAGGCUGCUAACAAUGCCAUCAAGCACGUCAACGGCAUGUUGCUGAACGACAAGAAGGUCUUCGUUGGCCACCACAUCUCCAAGAAGGAUCGUCAGAGCAAGUUCGAGGAGAUGAAGGCUAACUUCACCAACGUCUACAUCAAGAACAUUGACCCGGAAGUCACGGAGGAGGAGUUCCGUCAGCUCUUCGAGAAGUUCGGUGAGAUCACCUCCGCCACUCUCAGCCGUGACCAAGAGGGCAAGAGCCGUGGUUUCGGUUUCGUCAACUUCUCUACCCACGAGAGCGCGCAGGCCGCCGUUGACGAGAUGAAUGAGAAGGAGAUUCGUACCCAGAAGCUCUAUGUCGGCCGUGCUCAGAAGAAGCACGAGCGUGAGGAGGAGCUGCGCAAGCAGUACGAGGCUGCCCGCUUGGAGAAGGCCUCCAAGUAUCAGGGUGUGAACCUUUACGUGAAGAACCUCACCGACGACGUCGAUGAUGAGAAGUUGCGCGAGCUCUUCGGACCUUAUGGCACCAUCACCUCUGCCAAGGUCAUGCGCGACACCAACAUUGAGCGUACUGAGACCCCCGAGUCCGACAAGGAGAAGGAGAACAAGGAAACCAACAAGGAGAACGAGAAGGAAUCCUCAGAGACUGAGAAUGCCGAGAAGGUCGAGGAAAAGUCCGCUGAGUCUGGCGAUGAGAAGAAGGAGGAGGAGGAGAAGGAGUCCAAGAAGGGCGACAAGAAGGGUCUCGGAAAGAGCAAGGGCUUUGGUUUCGUCUGCUUCAGCAGCCCCGAUGAAGCCUCCAAGGCUGUCACUGAGAUGAACCAGAGAAUGGUCAACGGCAAGCCUCUUUAUGUCGCCCUUGCUCAGCGCAAGGACGUCCGCAGAAGCCAGCUGGAGGCCAGCAUCCAGGCUCGCAACACUAUCAGACAGCAGCAGGCUGCCGCUGCCGCUGGUAUGCCCCAGCCCUACAUGCAACCCGCUGUUUUCUACGGACCUGGUCAGCAGGGCUUCAUCCCCGGCCAGCGUGGUGGCAUUGCCUUCCCUCCUCAGCCCGGUAUGGUGAUGGCCGGUAUCCCAGGUGGACGCCCCGGUCAGUACCCUGGUCCUUUCCCCGGUCAGCAGGGUGGACGUGGUAUGGGCCCCAACCAGCAGCUUCCUCCUAACUUCCAGGGCAUCCCCAUGGGCGCCAUGCAGGGCCCCGGUGGCAUUCCUAACGGCAUGGGCUACCCUCAGGGCAUGGCUCAGGUGCAGUUCGGACGCGGUGCUGGUGGCCGUGGUCAGGUUCCCGGAAUGCCCAACAUGGGUCAGGGUAUGCGUGGCCCUGGCUACGGACAAGGCCGUGGUGGUGUGCCCGUUCAGCAAGGCCAGAUUCGCCCUGGUCAAGGUGGCCGUGGACAGAACGCCGCUCAGCCCCCUGCCGGACGUCCCGAGGAGGCCGUUGCCGGUGGUCUCACCGCCCAGGCUCUCUCUGCCGUCCCCCCUCCUCAGCAGAAGCAAAUGCUGGGUGAGGCCCUCUACCCCAAGAUCCAAGCUCAGCAGCCUGAGUUGGCAGGCAAGAUCACUGGUAUGCUUCUAGAGAUGGAGAACACUGAAUUGCUUACCUUGCUUGAGGAUGAGGAGGCCCUGCGCGCCAAGGUCGACGAGGCCCUGAGCGUCUAUGAUGAGUACAUGAAGAACAAGGGAGGCGAGAGCGAGGCGACCGGAGAGGCCGGCAAGCCCAAGGAGGCUGCCAAGGAGACCUCUACCGAAGAGAACAAGUCGUAAAUUUUGUGUGUCAAUGCGUGAUAUCCACGGUGGAUUCGGACGGAGUUAUGAACUGGGUCUCCCGACACGGAAGUUUUGAUUCACCUUAUUUUUUUUUUUUUUUUGAUGACCUACCCUUAUCCCCUUUCUCG
This is a messenger RNA of Aspergillus caelatus, 2691 nucleotides long. It is a transcript of the gene pab1, whose product is annotated as polyadenylate-binding protein. The transcript is spliced from 4 exons. Gene Ontology annotation, molecular function: RNA binding. The record is from RefSeq and is a predicted model, not a curated record. Lineage: Eukaryota; Fungi; Ascomycota; Eurotiomycetes; Eurotiales; Aspergillaceae. Gene Ontology annotation, cellular component: ribonucleoprotein complex. Bases 251 to 2560 code for a protein of 769 amino acids.